This is a messenger RNA of Malaclemys terrapin pileata, 3337 nucleotides long. It is a transcript of the gene PJVK, whose product is annotated as pejvakin. The transcript has 5 exons. The record is from RefSeq and is a predicted model, not a curated record. Lineage: Eukaryota; Metazoa; Chordata; Testudines; Emydidae. The coding region runs from base 2567 to 3154 and encodes 195 amino acids. Gene Ontology annotation, cellular component: cytoplasm. Gene Ontology annotation, biological process: programmed cell death.
AUAAUUUUUAUAUACUUGGCCCAAGUGAUUCGAUGGUUAGAUUAUGUGAGAUUACAUUGAAAUCCUGUGUGAUUCGGGUUUUUGUGGUUAGGCUUUGAGAACUGUAAAUCAACUAAUAAGAUUUGCUGUAUGAUCAUUUAAUAAGAACAUAAGAAUGGCCAUACGGGUCAGACCAAUGAUCCAUCCAGCUCAGUAUUCUGUCUUCCGACGGUGGCCAGUACCAGAUGCUUCAGAGGGAAUGAACAGAACAGGGUAAUUAUCAACUGAUCCGUCCCCUGUCGUCCAGUCCCAGCUACUAGCAGCCAGAGGUUUAGGGAUUCCCAGAACAUGGGUUUGUGUCCCUGAAUAUCUUAGUUAGAUGAGCCUGUCCUCCAUGAACUUACCUAAUUCUUUUUUGAAUCCAGUUAUACUUUUGGCCUUCACAACAUUGAGUUUCACAGGUUGACUGUGUGUUGUGUGAAGAAGUACUUCCUUUUGUUUGUUUUAAACCUGCUGCUUAUUAAUUUCAUUGGGUGACCCCUUGUUCUUGUGUUAUGUGAAAGGAUAAAUAACAUUUCCCUAUUCACUUUUUCCAUAAUGUUCAUGAUUUUAUAGACUUCUAUCAUAUUCCCCCACUUAGUUGUCUCUUUUCCAAGCGGAACAGUCCCAGUCUUUUUUAAUCUCUCCUGAUAUGAAAACUCUUCCAUACCCCUAAGCAUUUUUGUUGCUCUUCUCUAUACCUUCUCAAAUUCUAUUUGAUGGUGACCAGAACUGCAUGUAGUACUGAAGGCAUGGGCAUACAUUGGAUUUAUAUAGUAGCAUCAUAAUAUUUUCUGUCUUAUCUAUUCCUUUCCCAAUGGUUCCUAUCAUUCUGUUAGCUUUUUUAACUGCUGCUGCACAUUGGAAGGAUGUGUUUAGAAAACUACCCACGAUGACUCCAAAAUCACUUUCUUGAGUGGUAACAGGUAAUUUAGACCCAAUCACUUUUAUGUAUCCAUUGCUUUGCACUUAUCAACACUGAAUUUCAUCUGCCAUUUUGUUGUUCAGUCACCCAGUUCAGUGAGAUCCCUUUGUAAUGUUUUGCAGUCAGCUUUGCACUUAACUAUCUUGAGUAAUUUUGUUAUCAUCUGCAAAUUUUACUACCUCACUGUUCACCGCCUUUUCCAGAUCACAUAUGAAUAUAUUAAAUAGAUUUAUAAGGCCAGAAGGGACCAUUGGUGAUCAUGUACACUGACUUCCUGCAUAAUGCAGGCCAGAAGACUUGCAUGAAUUAUAUCCUGUUUGAACUAGAGCAUAUCUUUUUAGAAAAACAUCCAAUCUUAAUUUCAAAGUUUCCAGUGAUACAGAAUUCACCAUAUCCCUUGGUAACUGGUUCUAAUGGUUAAUUACCCCCACUGUUUUUUUAAGUGCUUUAUUUUGAGCCUGAAUUUAUAUCUCUUCAGCUUUCAGACAUUGGAUCUUGCUAUGUCUUUGUCUGUUAGACUGAAGAGCCCUCUUGCAAAUUUCUGUUUGUAGGUACUUAUAGUCUGUGAGCAAGUCAUCCCAUAAAUUUCUCUUUGAUAAACUAAAUAAAUUGAGUUCCUUGGGUCUAUUACUAUAAAUCAUGUUUUCCAGUCCUCUGAUGGUUCUUGUGGCUCUUCUCUUAACCCUCUCUAAUUUUUCAACAUCCUUCUUGAAGUGUAGACACAGAAUGGGACACAGUAUUCCAACAGUGGUUGCACAAGUGCCAAAUACAGAGGUAAUAUAAACUCCCUACUCAUAUUAAAGAUUCACCUGUUUAUUCUUCCAUGGUUCACAUUAGCCCUUUUGGCCACAGUGUCACACUGCCAGGAGUUCAUGUUCAGCUGAUUAUCCACCUUGACACCCAAGUCUUUUUCAGAGUCAUCGUUUCCCAGAAUGAAGUCCCUGGUCCUGUAAGUAUGGCCACACAUUCUUUAUUUGUAGAUGUAUGACUUUAUGUCUGGCUGUAUUUAAAGGCCUAUUGUUUGCUUGCAACUAGCUUACCAUGUGAUCACUUUGUGUCAGUGACCUAUCCUAUCCUAUCCUAUUCAGUGUUUAUCAUUCCCCCAAUCUCUUCUGUCCUCUGCAAACAUUUAUCAGUAAUGAUUUUAUGUUUUCUUCCAAGUCAUUGAUAAAAAUGUUAAAUAGCAUAGGACCAGGAACCUCACUAGAAACAAACCUGCUCGAUGAUGAUCCCCUGUUUACAAUUACAUGUUGAGACUUAUCACUUAACCAGUUUUAAUCCAUUUAAUGUGUGUUAUUAUGACUUUGAUUUGUUCUAGUUUUCUAAACAAAAUGUCCGUGGUACCAAGCAGAGGUGACGUGGGGGGAGGGCACGUGGAGUUAUAUGCCCCCCUGCCAGAUUAUUGCCAGGGUUUGGUGGCCCUGCUUGGUCACAUGGUGUGGCUGGGUCCCCUCCCUGCACAGCAGCUGCUGGAGCAUGCAAGCUGGGAGCUGCUGCCAUGAUGGGAGAGGCAGCAGUAAACAGCUGGGAGCUGCAGGGAGGAGCUGCUGAGGAAAAAUUAACUUUGAUCACUGCCUAGUCCGACAAUCAAGAGAAAGUAGGAAAGAGGUUCUGUGCGUGGUCAUGGAAAGUAUUAGAACAACACGGCAAUGCUCAUUAUCUGUGCAUGCUGGUAUGCGUGGGGAAACAAUGAGGUUUCAUAUUAUUGAGGACCAAAAUCACAAGGGACGAGACAAAGCUAUUGUUUUUCCAGCUCACACAACUAUUGCAUUUAGUGUAUUUGAACUUUAUAUUCACUUAGAUGGUAAUUUUGAGUUCUGUGUCACUCCAGUUUCAAAAGGAGGAUUUGAAAAAGAGCAAUCUGGAUCAUUUUCAUUGAACAAAUUAAGGAGGAAUCUGUUCCACCGAAAUAAAAGGGUAAUGGAUAUCAUUGCUAAUUCAGAUGCUUACUUGGAGGACCUUUUUACAGACUAUUAUGAAAAAGCUGCAAGCAUGACUGAUAUCUCUACAAGCUAUCUCAGAGAAGGGUCUCAUAUCCGGGUUAAUUUACUUAAUAACAACAUCCCAAAAGGUCCUUGUGCCCUUUGUGGAAUGGGAAAUUCUAAAAGAGAAACAGUUUAUGGAUGCCUAGAGUGUUCUUUUAAUGGACAAAAGUAUGUACGACUGCAUGCUGUGCCCUGCUUUGAUGUCUGGCACAAGAGAGUGAGAUAAAUGAUCUAUGAAUGUGACUAUUGUUAUAGACUUCAGUGUAACUGUGCCACAACAUUUCCAAAAUUGUUGAAUAUUGAGUUAAGUUCAACAGACAUUAAAAGUGCAAAAUAUUUGGUUAUGCUAUUUCCUUUUUUAUUGUAAAGUGAUUCUUUUAUUUUACAAUAAAGAUAAUUAUAUUACCUA